GGGCCCCCCGGGUGGAAGUGACGCUGCCCCCGCUGUCCAAAAUGUCGGCGCCCAGAGGGAGGUAAAGCCCCCAGCCACCACUGUGCCACCUGUCACCAUGGAUGAAGCCCGGCUGCCGGCACCCCCGGCUCCUGCCCCUGCACCUGCUACAGCACAGGCAGCACCUGUUGCAGCCCCCCGCGUCCCAUUUCACUGCAGCGAAUGUGGCAAGAGCUUCCGCUACCGUUCGGACCUGCGGCGUCACUUCGCUCGGCACACAGCUCUCAAGCCCCAUGCAUGUCCACGGUGUGGCAAGGGCUUCAAGCACAGCUUCAACCUGGCCAACCACCUGCGYUCCCACACAGGGGAGCGGCCCUACCGCUGCUCUGCCUGUCCCAAGGGUUUCCGCGACUCCACAGGCCUGCUGCACCACCAGGUUGUCCACACUGGGGAGAAGCCGUACUGCUGCCUGGUCUGCGAGCUCCGCUUCUCCUCGCGCUCCAGCCUGGGCCGCCACCUCAAGCGCCAGCACCGCGGGGUGCUCCCAGCACCGCUGCAGCCUGGCCCGGGCCUGCCCUCCCUGAGCGCACCCUGCUCCGUCUGCUGCAACGUGGGGCCCUGCUCAGUGUGCGGGGGCGCGGGGACCGGCAGUGGAGAGGGCCUGGAGGGCGCGGGCGCGGGCAGCUGGGGGCUGGCAGAGGCCGCAGCCGCAGCCGCAGCCUCCUUGCCUCCGUUUGCUUGCGGCGCCUGCGCACGGCGCUUCGACCACGGCCGCGAGCUGGCAGCCCACUGGGCUGCGCACACAGACGUGAAGCCCUUCAAGUGCCCGCGCUGCGAGCGCGACUUCAACGCGCCCGCGCUGCUGGAGCGGCACAAGCUGACCCACGACCUGCAGGGUGCUGGCGCACCCCCUGUGCAGGUCUGGGUCCCGGGGGCCAGCAGUGGGCUGGAGACGGCCCGCGAGGGCGGCUCAGCCGAGGCAGGAGACGCACGAUCGGCUUGGGACGGCGGGCUACUCCUGGGCCCCACCGGGGGUGGCGUGCCCGAGCUCGGGGGGCUGCUUCCGGAGGGCGGCGGUGAGGCCCCCGCGCGGGGUGCGGCGGCCGAGCCGUCGGAAGACACCCUGUACCAAUGCGACUGCGGGACGUUCUUCGCGUCGGCUGCGGCGCUGGCCAGCCACCUGGAGGCUCACUCGGGUCCAGCCACCUACGGCUGUGGCCAUUGCGGGGCGCUGUACGCGGCGCUGGCGGCCCUGGAGGAGCACCGGCGGGUCAGCCACGGCGAGGGCGGCGGGGAGGAGGCGGCAGCGGCGGCUCCUGGGGGGCAUCCGGCAUCCGGGGAGCCUGCGUCGGGCUCCAGCCGCGGCAAGAAGAUCUUUGGCUGCUCUGAGUGCGAGAAGCUGUUCCGCUCCCCCCGCGACCUGGAGCGGCACGUGCUGGUGCACACCGGCGAGAAGCCGUUCCCGUGCCUCGAGUGCGGCAAGUUCUUCCGGCACGAGUGCUACCUCAAGCGCCACCGGCUGCUGCAUGGCACCGAGCGGCCCUUCCCCUGCCACAUCUGCGGCAAGGGCUUCAUCACGCUCAGCAACCUCUCCAGGCACCUGAAGCUGCACCGGGGCAUGGACUGAACCGCGAGGCCGCCCAGCCCUCAACCCAACCAACCCAGGGACUGGACUUGGCCCUGCCAGGGACCUCAGGACUGUGUGCAGGUGAGGCCCCGGCCCUUCAAGUCCAGAGCCAAGGCCCUAAGAUGAGGCCCCGACCUGGCCAUGGGGCCACCCAGAGCCCACACAGGCCCCCAGCUGGGGGACCACCAAGAAAGAGACCUCUUCCGACGAAGGGGUCGGAGAACAUAUUCACUGGGGGACCUAAACCUACGGAGAGACUCCUGAGCUUGAGACCCCAGGAAUGUGUGUGGGCAACCCCAAUCAAUAGGCCUCUAAGAUGUGGGGACCUCCAAAUGAGAAAUGGGUCUCCACCAGCACCUCUCAGCUAAUUAAGUGUGGGUACCUCCAAGGGAAGACUGCCCGCUCCCAGACAGCCAUCAUUCUCCAUGACCUUGAUCUGGGGAAUGCAGGGACCGUGUUCCCAAAUCUUCCAGGAUCCCCUCCAAAUACUACCCACCAGUCACUGGUGACCCCAGAAAAUGAAUAUAGCCGAAAUCUGCCUUUCCCCCAUUUCAUUCCCAAUACUGAAAGAGGACCAGGGUAGAUGACCUUGCCUUCAACUCCCCCGCCUUCCAAUUAGGUCCCUUUCUUUACCACUGAAUGGAUCGACCCUAAGGAUCUUCCCCCACCCCAAAACACUAGGAUAGACUGGUCCGAAAUCCCCCUAGCCAGUAGGAUGGACUGACCCAAAUGCACUGGGCUGGUCCACAUAGUGGCCUGGCCCCACCCUUCUUAGAGUGAAUAGGACAGACACUCCCUUAUCCUGUAGAGUGUGGCUGGGUCCACGUGACUCCACAUCCUGUGACCUCAUCCAGGUGGAGGUGGUGGGCUUCGGGGUUUUCCUCCCCCGCUCCUGUAGCACUAGUCCAUCUUUCUCUCCAUCUCUGUUGGUUUGUCUCUGUGUUCCUCCUAACCCCAAGGGGAAGGGGGGAAAUUGGCUAGGGGAUUCCCCCCUUGUGAGCCUUGACUUUGCCCCCUUCUCCCACUCCCUAGUGUCUCCAGGACCCCAAUAAACC
Molecule: messenger RNA, 2661 nt
Organism: Urocitellus parryii (Arctic ground squirrel)
Lineage: Eukaryota; Metazoa; Chordata; Mammalia; Rodentia; Sciuridae
Gene: Fiz1
Product: FLT3 interacting zinc finger 1
Biological process (GO): regulation of transcription by RNA polymerase II
Cellular component (GO): nucleus
Molecular function (GO): DNA-binding transcription factor activity, RNA polymerase II-specific
Source: RefSeq, a predicted model, not a curated record